Messenger RNA from Geodia barretti, 1705 nucleotides. Lineage: Eukaryota; Metazoa; Porifera; Demospongiae; Tetractinellida; Geodiidae. The record is from the annotation of a GenBank genome assembly.
CGGCGCUUCCUCCCCGCUCUUUGGCCGUCUAAGCGUGUCUUUCCUUGUAAGGAGAAUUGCGGCAGCCAAGUCGUAUAAAAGGAUGAGUAGCUCGGGGAAGGCUCAAAAAAACGCGCCUAAAAACAAAGGCAAGCAAGCAAGCGUAGCUAAUCGCACCACUACCGUACCUCAGUCUAGGAAGUUCAGUGCUGCUGGCCAGCCUGCUGGAUCGACUUCAUCAAACAUGCUCGGAGAAAACCGAUACACCCCCAACCCGACUAACCCGGACCCCUUCGCCCCUUCCCUUCCCCCCUUUCCCGACUCCAAGAACCACAUGGACAACGACGAACGCUCAAGUGUAAGCGACAGCGACGACACUGCACUCGCAGGAGACAAGCCCCUUCCCGCGCCGGGCAAGAAGACCCGAGGCCGCGUGAAGAUACAGAUGGAGUACAUCCAGAACAAGCUACGACGCUACACCACCUUUUCUAAGAGAAAGUCAGGAAUGAUGAAAAAGGCAUACGAACUGAGCACCCUAACUGGGACACAGGUGAUGCUGCUGGUGGCCUCCGAGACUGGCCACGUCUACACCUUCGCCACCCCCAAACUCCAGCCCAUGAUUACCAGCGAGGCGGGCAAGGCCCUCAUCCAGACGUGUCUCCACCAACCGGACCCGGCUCCCAUGAACCAGGGACCACACCAGGGAGACUUCAACGUCCGCAUGUCCUCCACCGGCUACGAGGAGACGGACCUGGGCUACAGCGGUCUCGGCGAGGAGGACUCUUUCAAGAACGGCAUGGACAUGCACAUCUCCAAUGCAGCAGCCAUGCCCACCAUCAUGAACCCGGGCCCCAUCGUGACCAUCCCCCAUGGGAUCAUGCAGAUGCCGUUUCCGGUCUCUCUGUCAGAGUCCGUGAUGACCACCCAGCCCAUGAUGCACUCGAUCCAGACCCUCACGUCCACCCCGCAGACCAUGAGCCCCCACACCUCCCCUCCUCCCAGCUACUCCCCACCGCAUCAGCCGUCCAGCCCACCGCGGACCUACACCCCCGUCUCGUACCCAGGGAGCCCGCCCACCCAGGGCCCCACCUACUCCCAGGCGUCGGUCCCCACCCACGUCUCGCACGCUGUGAUGGGCAUGGAGGAGCUAGGGUCGCCAGGUCACCUCCACCACGCCAUGGACCCUUACGAGAGGAGCCCCAGCAGAUCCCCUAUCCACAGUAGAUACAGCCCACACGUGCAACACUCGCCCAGGACUGUGUACACUAUCUCAAAUGGCAGCCCACCUAUGCGACUCUAAGAACUCUGUCACUCCCUGCUGUCAUUUUUUUCCGUCAUCCCCCCGCUCUUACAUGUGUCUGUUUCUCUUGUUCCACCUCUCUCGCCUCAUAGCCUGUCUCUGUUCUAUGGACUCUCCCUCUAACCGUCUCCAUUUGUAUCCUCGAGCUGGUCUCCAUACGUCAUAUGUUCUGUGCCAGGAAGCUGGGCUUCCGACUGUUUUGUGCUUUGUACCUCUGCCUUUCACACUGUUUAUCUUUGUAAGCACUUGUGUAACACUAAACACGGUUGCGCUGGCGCAACUUUCAACGGGAAGGCAGGUACUUCCCCCCCCCCCCCCCUUCUUCUCUCCUAUUAUCCUUAGCACGCUCCCUUUUGAAAAUUGAAACUGGAGAAAAUUUUUUUUCUAAAUAAUUAUAUAUAUAACCACCUUGACAUCUCUGCAGGC